AUGGAACGUUCAAAAUUGUAUCAAUUAACUGACGAAGCAUCGAAAAAAUUGUAUGAACCUGUCAAUGAUAUCGAAUCGUUAAAUCAAUGGAGAAAACACAUGGUUAAUUUAAUCGAUGAAAUUUCUCGAUUAAAAUUAUCUCCAUCGAUCGAUUUGAAUGAAACCAACAAUAAUAGAUCUCUUGAUCCUACAGAUUGGUUAACAGCUAGGCAUGUUGCACAUCAAAUGCUCGAUACAUCUUUAGAAUCAAUUCAAUCAAUACGAAAUCGACCUGUUUGGCAGCCGAUUCCCAUUGAAAUUCGAGCAUCGAUUGAACAAGAACCUUUGCCUGAACACGGUCAAACGUUACCGAAUGUAUGUCAAGAUGUAUUAAACUAUGUUUUUCCGUAUACCAGAGGCAAUACACAUCCUCGUUUUUGGGGAUGGGUCAUGGGUGAAGGCACAUUAGGUGGUAUAUUAGCUGAAAUGAUGAUGGCAACAACGAAUAUCAAUGCAGGCGGGUGUACUCACAGUGCUGUUCUUAUUGAACGAACUGUUAUUCAAUGGAUGUGA
Molecule: messenger RNA, 552 nt
Organism: Rotaria socialis
Lineage: Eukaryota; Metazoa; Rotifera; Eurotatoria; Philodinida; Philodinidae
Source: the annotation of a GenBank genome assembly